Drechmeria coniospora is the source of this 1005-nucleotide messenger RNA. RefSeq lists its product as uncharacterized. Gene Ontology annotation, biological process: DNA integration. The transcript has a single exon. Gene Ontology annotation, molecular function: nucleic acid binding. The record is from RefSeq and is a predicted model, not a curated record. Lineage: Eukaryota; Fungi; Ascomycota; Sordariomycetes; Hypocreales; Ophiocordycipitaceae. Bases 1 to 1005 code for a protein of 334 amino acids.
AUGGUACUUACAGACAGGCUGUCCAAGUACGUACAGCUGGAAGCUAUGACGUCUAUGACGGCAGAAGCGUGUGCCGAACGGUUCAAGGAGUGCUGGUGGCGUUUCCGUGGGUUCCCGGAAUACAUUAUAUCCGACCGAGGAUCAGACUGGGUCGGCCAGUUCUGGGCAACGUUAUGCCGUAUUGUCGGGAUCGAACAGCGGCUGUCUACAGCAUAUCACCCGCAGUCAGACGGAGGCACGGAACGAGCGAACCAAGAAGUUCAAGCAAUCCUACGCACCUUUAUAGCGUUCGACCAAUUUGACUGGCCGGACCAUCUAGCGGCAUGCCAGCUGGCGCUAAAUGGUAGGGACUCUUCCGUUACCGGCAUGAGCCCGAACAGUCUCCUAUUGGGAUACGAAGUCAACGCAGUACAACGGGUGGAAGCUCCCACCCCAAGCGCAACUACGGGUAAAGGGCGAGCAGUAGCGUUCGCACAGCGCCUGCGCGAAGGCACCGAGCUGGCCCAGGCGGCAAUUGCAUUUGCACAGCAACGCUUGGAGGAAGAAUCAAACUCCCACCGGCGCCCAGCGGAGCGUUUCCAGGUAGGGGACAAGGUAUGGCUAAGUCUACGCUAUAUAAAGUCUCCACGCCCAUCCAAGAAGCUAGACUGGGUAACAGCUAAGUAUACGGUUGUGGCCGUACCGACCCCCCUAACUGUUACGCUGGAUGUCCCCCGAGGCACGCACCCUACCUUUCACGUGGACCUAGUAGAGCGGGCCGCAACGGAUCCGCUACCUAGUCAAGCCUUAACGAAUACAGAGCCAGGGCCGCUCUUGGUAGAGGACGAGGACGGCGUACCGCAGGAAGAGUAUAUUGUAGAGGAAAUCUUGGCCGCAAAGAACGCAAGAGGGCAAGGUAAGCGCCGCAAUGUCCUGGUUAAAUGGGCCGGGCAUGACCAACCUACGUGGGAACCGCUGGAAAAUCUACAGGAGACCAAAGUACUGGCAGACUACGAGCAAAAAUAG